UUCAUACCUCACCACCAAGCAGCAGCGUAAACUGCUACAACACGGGUAAAAGUCAGUCUCUGCUCGCUCUCGCUCUCUCUUCUCCUCCGCGUCCGCCCCCUGCGUCCUCGCCUGCGCGCAGGAGUCAACAGCGUCGGUGUGCCGAUGAAUCUGGCGGAGCGAGCGGCGCCGGGGCAGAUGGUGGGCCUCCUCAAGGUGCGGGUGCUGCGAGGGGUGAACCUCGCCGUCCGGGACCUGUGGAGCAGCGACCCCUAUGUCAUACUCAAGAUGGGCAAACAGAAACUGAAGACUCGAGUAAUAAAAUGCAAUACUAAUCCUGUUUGGAACGAGGAGCUGACACUUUAUGUUGAAGACCCUACCCUUCCAGUGAGACUCGAAGUGUAUGACAAGGACACAUUCAGCCUCGACGAUCGUAUGGGCAAUGCAGAGUUUGAUAUCCACCCCUUCGUGGAGGCUGUGAAGAUGAACUUGGAGGGUCUCCCAAAUGGCACCAUAAUAAGAAAGGUGGUGCCAUGUCGGCGAAACUGCUUGGCCGAGGAAAGUCAUGUGUACUGGUCGGAUGGUGAGGUGGUUCAAGACCUUGUCCUGAGACUAAGAAAUGUGGAGCGUGGUGAAGUGGAACUGCAGCUUCACUGGAUCAGCAUUCCAGGUUCCGGAGGCUCAUGACUGUUCUGAUAUAAGAGUGUUAUCAGUCCUGUAAGCCUUGGAGAGCUGUUUGUUGUCUCCAUAUGUUUAAGUAGAAUUAGAUGCUUAUAGUGUGUAGAUUGUCAGAACAGGCACCCAAGUUUAAUAAGCAGUGCUGCUGAAGACAAAUUCUAUACACUCUACAGUUUUAUGCCUUGUUAUGGCCACUUGAUGAUUUAGUUGGAGGAGCCUUUGGUCAUCUGGAUCUCAGUAUGUAUGAAAUCUUGGAUAUAUUAUGGAACUAAUUCCAGUGGCAUGUUGUUAUAGUA
Messenger RNA from Musa acuminata subsp. malaccensis (wild Malaysian banana), 953 nucleotides. Its product is annotated as GTPase activating protein 1. The record is from RefSeq and is a predicted model, not a curated record. NCBI's taxonomy places the organism in Eukaryota, Viridiplantae, Streptophyta, Magnoliopsida, Zingiberales, Musaceae.